Molecule: messenger RNA, 2025 nt
Organism: Thermothielavioides terrestris NRRL 8126
Lineage: Eukaryota; Fungi; Ascomycota; Sordariomycetes; Sordariales; Chaetomiaceae
Product: glycoside hydrolase family 32 protein
Exons: 2
Coding region: 241-2019 (592 amino acids)
Biological process (GO): sucrose catabolic process
Molecular function (GO): sucrose alpha-glucosidase activity
Source: RefSeq, a predicted model, not a curated record
GCCACACUCUAUUUAGUUAAGGGGUUUACAUCAUGAGGGAUGGGUGAACAUGGCCAACAUGAAGCCCUUGAUGACAAGUUCGAAACUCAAGGAGUCAUUCGCCAUAUACGUACCGUGCCUACCGCACGCACGCCGUUGUGUCCGUUCCCUCGGCUAGUCCAGCUCUGGAACGCGAGUCACCACUAAGUUCAGACAGUUUCCAUCGGCCCCUGAUCUGCCUUCUCUUUCUCUCUGUCCACCAUGGGACACUCGACGUCACGGCGACCCAGGUUCCACUUCACUGCAAACAGCUGGAUCAACGACCCAUGCGCUCCUGGCUACGAUCCGAACACCAAGACGUAUCAUCUCUUCUACCAAUGCAACCCGUCCGGAUGCGAAUGGGGCAACAUGUCCUGGGGACACAUCGUGUCCCAGGACAUGCUGUGCUGGACGCCAGCCGACCCGUCCCCGGCGCUCCUCCCGGACCAAGCAUACGACGCCCAAGGGGUGUUCACCGGCUGCUGGAUCCCUCCCGCCAACGAGUCGGACGGUACCUUGCGGGUUGCGUACUCGUCGGUCAGACAACUGCCCUUCCACUGGAGCACGCCGCCGUACCCGCGCAGCGCAGCGGGCUUGGCCAUCGCGCUGUCUCGCGACGGCGGCAAGACGUGGACGAAAUCGGCGCGCAACCCCGUCGUGGCUGGCGAGCCGGCCGGCGUGGCCGUCACCGGGUUUCGGGAUCCGUUCGUGACGGAGUUGCCUCUGAUUCCCUGCGACGCCGAGCGCAGGUCCUCGGAGAGUGGGAGGGGGCCGGUACUCUACGGGCUCGUCUCGGGCGGCAUACAAGACCGCGGGCCGACCGUGUUUCUGUACGAGAUCCGUCGCGACGAUCCUGAAGAGGAGUGGAGAUGCCUUGGUCCCUUGGUCGACCUGCCCGCGCGGUUCCAGCCGUCGCCGAAGUGGAGUGGCAACUACGGCGUCAACUGGGAGUGUGCCAACCUGGUGGCGCUGCGGGCCGAGUCGGAGGUCCGACACUUUCUGAUUCUGGGCGCCGAAGGAGACGUCGAGAAGGAUCAUGUGCGCUCUUAUGAGCGCUCCGUCACGGCCGCGGCGGCGCCGUCGCGGACGGUGAGGGCUCAGCUGUGGAUGUCGGGCCGCCUUGUUGCCAGCGGCGACGGCGGUGUUCGAUUCCAAUACGAACACGGGGGAUACCUCGACCACGGACCGUACUACGCCGCGAACUCGUUCACGGACCCCCGGACUGGUCGGACGAUUGUGUACGGCUGGAUUCCAGAGGAAGACCUGCCCCUGGGCGCCGCUGCGGAAAAGGGCUGGAACGGUUCUCUUGCGGUCCCUCGCGAGAUCUUCCUCCUCCGGAUCCCACGAGUCGUCGGCGCCCUGCGGAGCUCCCUGCGGGACAUCUCUCCCUUCGUGCUCAGGCCGGAGCCGGACGGGGACACAACUACCUUCACCGUCUUGACGUUGGGCGUGAGGCCGGUCGCGGAACUGGCGCAGCUGCGUGAGGCCAGCCAUCAUCAGCACAGUGCAACCGACAUCGCCUUGCCGGAGUCCAACUCGAUCACGAGGCGAGGCAUCUGCCACACCCGCUCUACAAGUUGGGAGCUCGCGGCCACCGUCGCGAUCGGCGCGGGAUGUCAAGACGUUGGCUUCCACCUGCGCCACAACGUAGAUCUGUCCACAUGUACCACGGUGACAUUCUCGGCCGCGACCGAGACCAUCGUUGUCGACCGUCACGCCUCGAACACCGACCCGGCGGUCAACAAGUGUCCGGACGCCGGUCCCUUCACCCUCCUUACAACACGGGACGCCGAUGGAACAGAGAGCAUAGAGAAACUUCGUAUUCGGAUCUUGUCGGAUGGAGACAUCCUCGAGGUAUUCGCAAACGACCGUUUUGCGCUCGCGACCAUGGUGUACUCGGGCUCCGGGCAAGACUUGGGAGGGGUGACGGCCUUCGCGACGGGAAGCGCGGGCAGCGCCGUGUUUGAGACGAUCACGGUAUGGGAUGGGCUGGAGCUGUAAUAGUAG